Molecule: messenger RNA, 7080 nt
Organism: Botrytis porri
Lineage: Eukaryota; Fungi; Ascomycota; Leotiomycetes; Helotiales; Sclerotiniaceae
Exons: 14
Coding region: 1-7080 (2359 amino acids)
Biological process (GO): secondary metabolite biosynthetic process; fatty acid biosynthetic process
Molecular function (GO): 3-oxoacyl-[acyl-carrier-protein] synthase activity; fatty acid synthase activity; oxidoreductase activity
Source: RefSeq, a predicted model, not a curated record
AUGGCUCCUCUAAAAGCACCAACAGACCCCAUUGCACUUGUUGGCAUGAGUUGUCGUUUACCCGGUGGUGCCUCCGAUACCUCGAAGCUUUGGGAUCUCCUAGUUAAUGGAAGGUCAGGAUUGAGCGAAAUCCCCAAAUCACGCUUCAAUAUAGACGCUUUUUACCAUCCAGAGUCUAAUAAGACAGGCACUAUUAAUGCAAAGGGUGGAUACUUCUUAGAACACGACGUUCGGUUAUUCGAUAACGCCUUCUUUGGCAUUAACAACUUAGAAGCAAAAUACAUGGAUCCUCAGCAAAGACAACUACUAGAGGUUGUCUAUGAAUGUUUCGAGAGUGCUGGAAUCACUCUCGAAGAUGUAUCAGGUGCAAACAUUGGCUGUUACGUCGCAAACUUCACUACCGACUUCGUGAAUGUCCAAGCGAAGGAUCCAGAUCUAUAUCAUAGAUAUAGUGCAACAGGCUUUGGGCCUACAAUUUUAGCAAACCGAAUCAGCCAUGCAUUCAAUUUGAAAGGCCCAAGUCUUGUACUUGAUACAGCAUGCUCAUCAUCAUUAUAUGCUCUUCAUGUGGCGUGUGCAGCAUUGAACGUUGGUGAAUGCGACUCCGCGAUUGUGGCUGGAGCUAACCUGGUUCAAUCUCCGGAAGCUUAUAUUGCCAUGACAAAAGCCGGUGUUUUAUCAAGUACAUCAGUAUCCCAUACAUUUGACUCUUCGGCAGAUGGAUAUGGAAGAGGAGAAGGAAUAGCCGCGUUGUACUUAAAGCGAUUGGAUCAUCUGAAUGCUUCGGAUCCUGUACGCUCAAUCAUUCGUGGAACAGCGGUGAACAGUAAUGGAUAUACUCCUGGGAUUACAAUGCCAGGUGUUGAUGGACAGGAAGCUGUUAUUCGGAAAGCUUACGCCAUGGCUGGAUUGCCUCUCCAUGACACUACGUACAUUGAGAGUCACGGAACUGGCACAAGUAUUGGAGAUCCUAUUGAAGUUGAAGCUAUCUCACGAUGCUUCAGCUCCAAAUCUGGCCAUCAGCCCCUCCUUAUAGGCUCGGUUAAGCCUAAUCUUGGUCAUGGCGAAGCUGUUAGUGGUAUCACUAGCAUUAUAAAAGCAACUCUUGCUCUUGAACGCCAAACCAUUCCCCCCACGAUUGGUGUUCGGAGUCUGAAUCCACAGCUCAAACUCAAAGAGCGCAACAUCAGAGUUGUUAUGACCUCCGAAUCAUGGCCUGCAACCGCAACUGAAAGGAUAAGUGUGAACUCCUUCGGCUACGGUGGAGCAAAUGCGCAUGCAAUUAUCGAUUCUGCUAGGAUGCACGUACCUCCACACAAUCAAAGAAACCACAAAGAUGUCGAGGAUAUUCAUGCCACCAUGAUUUUACCCUUUUCUGCCCACAAUACAGACUCCCUGACAAGAAACGCAACCGCCAUUGCUUCUUCUAGAGUGCUGUCAAAGGAUUUGCAAAAACUUGCAUAUACUUUGGCGUCGCAUCGCUCGAGCCUGCAAGUCCGAGGUUAUGUUCUUGCUCACAAGGAAGGUAUCGAAUCAAAUAUUUCGACAACACCUCUCAAAUUCCAGCCAUCGAGCGUCUCUAGCUCACCCAUCGCCUUUGUUCUGACAGGUCAAGGGGCUCAGUCUGCAAGAAUGGGUGCCAACUUGCUGGAUAGAUUCCCCGUUUUCACUCAAACAAUUGAUCAUCUUGAUGUAUAUCUUAAAUCUUUAGAUCAAGCACCAAUAUGGUCCCUCAGGGAAAUCAUAUUGGAAAGCGAAGAAUAUAGCACAAUUAAUCAAGCAUCAAGAUCACAACCUAUUUGUACCGCUCUGCAGAUAGGAUUGGUAACUUUACUCAAAGAUUGGAACAUUGAGCCAACAGCUGUGAUCGGGCAUUCUUCUGGGGAAAUAUGUGCAGCGUAUGCUGCCGGCUUCAUAACAAUGGAAGAGGCAAUGGCAAUUGCUUAUUAUCGCGGGCUUGUCGUCUCAAAGAUGAGUACACGAGGCGCAAUGAUGGUUGUUGGACUUGACCACGAAAGAGUCGUUAAACAUAUUGCAAUGAACCACUUGCACGAAAGUCUUCGCGUCGCUUGUAUUAAUUCACCGGAGAGUACUACUGUUAGUGGGGACGCGGACGCCAUCGAUAUUUUACUUUCAGCUCUCGAAGGACGGAAAAUUUUCGUCCGGAAACUCAAAACAGACGGCAAAGCCUAUCAUUCUCAUUUGAUGCAAGAGAUUGGGCAGUUCUACGAAGACCUUCUCCUUCCGAUCUUAUCUAGGAGAGAUAAAUCUAAGCUAGAUGAGCUACGACCAGAUGUCAAAAUGUUUUCUUCGGUGGUCUCAGACUUAGUGCAGGAAAAUGUGGUCAGAACACCAGCUUACUGGCGCAAGAACCUUGAGUCCCCUGUCCUUUUUUCUGGCGCAAUGAAAUCGCUAUUAUCAUCUGGAUCCUAUCAUAUGAUAGAAGUAGGACCUCACCCAGCAUUAGCACAACCCGUGCGAGACGUUCAGCUCAGGGCCAACACAAUGCAGUCCACCUAUUUCUCAACAUUGUCUCGCGGAGCUCAUGAUGAAAUCUCUAUGCUCAAUCUGGUCGGCUCGCUCUACCUUCAAGGUCACAACCUGCCUUUCUCCAAGAUAAACGCCAUACAGAAUGGUCUGCAAGUUAUUCAAGAUCUACCGACUUAUUCCUGGGCUCAUAAGAACAUUCUUUGGAACGAAUCUCGGAUUAGCUCAGAAUAUCGCACGCAGAAAUACAAAAGACACGAUCUUCUUGGAUCAAAAGUCCCUGGAACACCUGGCAGAGCUUUCUGGUGGCGCAAUACUCUGAAGCUGCAAGAAGUGCCAUGGAUCCAAGACCACAAGUUGGGACAGACUAUCGUAUUUCCAGCCGCAGCUUACCUUGCCAUGGCUAUUGAAGGGCUACUUCAAGCUCAUGAUCACCUGAUUGAAAGUAAAGUCACAUUGAAGCAGGUCCACUUGCUCAAUCUACUCGUUCUAGAAGCUGAGGGAGACGGAGUGGAAUUGACCAUGCAACUAGAACCAGCUAGGCUUUCAAGUGCCACAACCUCUGAAAUAUGGUGGCGAUUCGAAAUUUGUUCGCGCGUUGCAAAUGUCGUCACAGUGCAUGCCAAUGGAUUGAUAGCCACGCAUGGCCCGGACAAUCUUUAUAUAGAGAGCUCAUUCUCUUCUGCUGACUCUAUCAUGGAGGAGCAAAGUACCAAAACUUGGUACAAAAAACUGGCAAAAGAGGGGUUAUGUUUUGGUCCGGAGUUUCACUCUCUGGUGGAGAUCAAGACAGAUCGUAGCAAAAGAUAUCCUGGUGUUUUGGCACAGACCAAAUAUCGUCGUGGAAGCGAUUUGGGCGCGUAUAUUGAGUCCGAUUACGUUAUACAUCCUGUAACAAUCGACGCAAUGUUGCAAGCAGCGAUUGUUGGCUCCGCGGCUGGAGUAGUUCAUGAUUUCAGAGGCAAGAUUCCAGUCAUGGUGAGCGAAUUCAAUGUAUUUAUCAGCAAAAUACCAAAUGCUGCAGAGAUCUGCAACAUCAAAACAAGCUGCAGAAAAGUCGGUAUCGAAUCUGUAUUACUCUCAGGAGAGCUACAGAGCCCCGAUGGAAAGCUCUUAGCUCGCAUGGAGGACAUUCGUGCCAUUCCUUACAAAGAGCACAAGUUGCGAGACCCGACUGAGCGAAACCCGUAUCUUCAAAUCUUGUGGAAGCCCAAUGUCUCAACAUUAACGAGUGAGAAUUCUCAUGUCUUCGCGAGCUAUUUGGAGCAAUUCAGCAGCUUUCUUCCUUCUCAAUUUCAAGGUAGCGACAUGGCAUACUUGACCGGUGCAGUAGAUCUCAUUACUCAUAGCAACGGGCGAGCCAAGAUUUUGGAGUUGAGCGAUGGUAACAAUGAUCAACUAGAGCAGUCAAUGAUUGCAGCAGGAAUUGGUGGUAAACACCAACGUUUCGAUUCGUAUAUGAGCGCUGUAAUCACACCUGACGGCAGUAUAACGUGCGACGCCAAAAAUCUCAAACCAGAGCAUCUUUUUGAUGUUAUAGUUGUUUCAUCUAAAUCAUCGACGGCCUAUGUUUUGGAUCAUUUCGAUGCUCUUAAACCGUACUUUGCUCCAAACACAUUCUUCGUCUUCACAAGUGAUUCAACAGCAUCUCUGUCGCUCCAUCAAAAACAACUAUCUUUGCUCUCAGCACGUUUGAAUCAUUCCAAAACUACAAUCACAAUUGCACGUCCCGAAUCUCGUUUAUUUGACGGGAAGGUGGCUCCAGAUGGAUCGAAAUUCAUUCUGGUAUUCCCGAACGCUACACUUCCAUACUCACCCUUGAACCACGCGAUAAUCAAUGAACUAUCAAGGUUUCUCAAAACUCCCAUUCAGCUACUAGGUUUAGAAGAGGUUUCCCAUGAUACGCUCCCCCCAAACUCAAUGGUUGUCUGCACCCUCGAACUCGAAUCUCCACUUCUAAACAAUAUGACGUCCAAUCAGCUCGAACACCUGAAGAUCAUCUCAGAGAAUGCAGCAUUUAUCCUUUGGUUGACGGGCGGCUCUCUCUACACCGCUUCAGAUCCAAAUUAUGCUAUCGUCCUUGGUCUGUCCCGUUCGCUGAUGCUGGAACGUCCAUCGCUCCAAAUGCCCGUGUAUGAUAUUGAUCUUGCAACACCUCCAAUCAUCUCUGCACAAAAUGUGGUUUCGGUAAUAAAAGAGGUCUUGGGCAGUGAAACGGUUCCGGAUACUGAGUAUCGCCAACAUGAAGGUGUCAUUUACCACAGUCGCGUCAUUCCCGAUGCUAGUCUCAACAUAAGCUUCAGACGUGCACAAGAUGAAGAGGUUACACUCAUCCCGCUUCAGGAAGCAGGGUUUUGCAGGCUAGCGAUGAAGAAUGUACGAAAUAUCAACACUUUGCGCUUUCAGCAGCUUGAAGAGGAGGAAUUGCUUCCAAGAGGAUAUGUUCAGGUACAAGUCAGAGCUAUGGGCAUCAAUGCCAGAGACUAUGAUGCUCUGACCGAGAAAGUCGAUGUCCAAAAUGGCACCUGCUCGCUGGAAUUUAGUGGUAUAAUCACAGCAACAAACUCACAGGUAACAACAUUCCUGCCCGGUGACCGUGUGGUAGUGCUGGCUCCAAAUCAUGGGGGAACGCACGAGCAAGUACCAGAAUGGGCGUGUUGUAGAUUGAAAGAUGAUGAGGACUUCACCAAUAUGGCCACAGUUCCAGUGGCUUUUAGUACAGCAUUAUUUGCGCUGGAAGAACGCGCGAAAUUGGAGACAGGCCAGUCAAUUCUCAUUCAUUCAGCCACGGAUAGCGUUGGACUGGCUGCUAUACAGAUUGCACGACUCAAGGGUGCAGAAAUAUAUGCUACUGUCGACACAGAUGCCAAGAAAGCUUUCUUGGUAAACAAGUUACACCUCCCAUCGUCCCAGGUGUUCUUUCAAUCUCCCAGUAACACCAUGCUAACCGAUAUCUUGUGCGCAACGUCGGGCAAAGGAGUAGACGUCGUGAUGAAUUGUCUUGCGGGUGAUUUGCUACAAGCCAGCUGGAAAGCCGUAGCCGACUUCGGGACUUUCAUUGAGCUCGAGAAACGCGAUAUCGCUGAUGGCGGCCUAUUGGACAUGUGUAUGUUCAAUUCGGGCGUCACGUUUACGGUGCUGGACUUGAAUGAUAUAUUUUGGUCCGAAAAGGAAACUAGACGCCAGACUAUCCACAAAUUGCUACAUAGAAGUAUAGAGCUGCUUAGGGAAGAGAGAAUCAGGCCAGUAUCACCAUUGACGGUCUUUCCCGCAUCUCAGAUUGUCGAAGCAUUCCGUUAUUUUUCAUCCAACGACCGCAUCGGGAAAGUUGCACUGACCCUUUCCCCUUUCGCUGUCAUCCCAGUAGUUCCACUGAAAUACCACACGCGCUUCGAUGCUCAAAAAGCAUACAUACUUGUCGGCUGCCUCGGUGGUCUUGGGAGAAGCCUAUCACAGUGGAUGUUGAAGCGUGGGGCAAAAAACUUCAUCUUCAUUGGGCGCUCUGGGACCUCCAAAGCUGCUGCACGAAACACGGUUGCAGAUCUACGAGCCGCAGGCGCAGAUGUGGAGGUUGUGCAGGGAGAUGUGGUCAACUAUGCCGACGUUGAACGGGGGGUAUUAGCAGCCAAACAACCAAUUGGAGGCGUCGUCCAAGCGGCUAUGAGUAUCCAUGUUGCGCUGUUCAAUGAAACCACGACUGAGAAUUGGCACUCGGGUAUAAGCCAAAAAGUGCAAGGCACUAUGAAUCUCUAUAGAGCCUUAUCAAGCACUCGCAAUACCACACAACUAGACUUCUUCCUUAUGCUCUCCUCCGUAACGGGAAGUGUCGGGGUUGCCACAGAGAGCAAUUAUUGUGCCGCCGGUGCCUUCCAAGAUGCGUUUGGAGCUCAUCUCCGCAGUAUUGGCCUCCCCGGUAUCUCGCUCGGUCUCGGCAUGGUUUCCGAGGUUGGAUUCUUACACGAGAGACCAGACACAGAAGCGGUACUUUUGAGAAAAGGAUUGCAUCCGCUUACCGAGGAUGAAUUCCUGCAGGUGGUAGACGGGGCUCUCAACUCCUUGAAAACGACUGACGAGUCAGAAGACACAGCUUGGGGUAAGAAGCAUCAUAUGGGCGGUCAUAUAUUGACCGGGCUCGAACUCCAAGGCUUUCAAAAACAUCGCGACAUGGGUUUUGUGAGAGGAGUUGUGGUGCUCGAGGACCCUCGUUUGACGUACAUGGCGAGGGCAUUUGCGGCAUCUGCACCUGCUAAUAGCAGUGCUGAUACUGUUGAUGCAGGCGGCUUUCCUGAAGCUGUCGCUGCAGCUUUGGCGAUGAAUGACAAUGACGCAUUGCCGAGUGCAGGUUUGACUGACGCGAUUGCAAACGUGGUGAUAUCACGAAUUUCAACAUUACUAUUGGUUCCUGCGACGCAGCUGCAAGCGACGACGCUCCUCUCAGACUUUGGGAUGGAGAGCAUGCUUGCGGCGGAAUUUCGAUCGGAUAUGUUUAGGGCCUUUAGGGUUGAUGUGCCCUUUGCCAUUCUCAUGACUCAAGGUACUCAGAUACAGAGUAUAGCAGAACUCGUCGGCCAAAGUUUGCUCGAGCAGAGGUAA